GUUAUUGAUGAUAAAACUUUACUCUUCUUAUUACAAACAAGUGUAUAAACAAAUUGAAUAGUGUUGAUAUUUCAGCAUGGAGGAAAUGUUGAGACUAAUAGACAGGAUAUCAAAGACUGAUGACCAUAAAAAACUGAUCAAUCAACUUUACAAGAAACUGAGUGAAUAUAAAUAUGAUAAAAAUGAAAGUGGAUACCUAUGGCAGUACUUGUUUCCUAAAAUAAUCGACCUCUCCAACAAAGGAAUAGUUCAUAUGGACAUCUUAUAUUUAUCUAUGCUAGCCUUCAAUAAUGAGGAACUGUUGAAGAAACUUAUUGAAUACUACAAGACUGUGCUAGAUGUUGAUAUCAAAAAUCCCACCAAACUCUAUGAUUAUUGUGUUCUGAAAAAGCAACACUGGUUCACCAAUAUAAUUUCCGAUGACAAUUUUGUUAUAUCAGAUAAAGCUAUAUCAAAUGACAUUUCCAUUCUCAGAUUAGUUGAAACUACUAAUUCCACUAGCAUAGAUGUGGGAUUGACAAAAUUUCUUCUGAUGAGAAUUAAUAUAGAGAACUUGGAUUCAUUUUGGAGGGAGUAUGUGGAGCAAAUUUCAUAUUUUAUUGAUUUUGCAGAAUUUGCUAAGUCUAAAUCACCUUCAAUUGAGACAGAUGAUCUACUCAGUGUGAUGAAGAAUAAUACCAGCCUACAAACCUUUUCAGAUUAUUUAGACCUUAAAACUUCUGAUUGGAAGGAAAUUCUACAAUGGAUCCAUAAAGAAGAGAGUCUCAUUGUAACCAGUAAAACACAAUCAAUGAACUUUGUCAUUUUUGGAAUUCUAGGAAAUCUUUUGAACUGCAUCAUGAGAUCUUCCAAUUUGGACAUACAUCAUGCAGUCCAGAAUAUCAAAGCCGAACUACUUGGCAUCCAAAACAUUUCCUCACAAGUGGAAGUUUUAGAAAAUAUUUUUGUUUUAUUGUUCAUUCAUUCAAAUUACUUCCAAAGCAAUUAUAGCAAUCAGCUCAAUAUUGAGCUCAUCUGCCAAAGAAAUGAAAUCAGGCUAAUUCUAUAUUUGUUGAAAGAAUUAGUUGACCAAGUCAAGUUGAAAUAUUUCCAUAUGAAGGACUCUGAAGAUUAUUCUAGAUUGUUGAUCUUGAGCAAUCUUGUUGCUGAUGGUAUGUGGAGAAUGGAACUCAUUGAAAAUGUAAAGAAAGCUGUUAAAUGUGAGAACAAUCUAUUGAAAUAUAUGCUGUCUCCUCCUGAGUCUUUAAUCCAGAUGUGCCUGAAACAAGGUGACUUUGAGAGAGCAUUUCAAGUUAUGAAGAUUUGUCCUCUGAAUAAUUCAUCGUUGAGGUCGGAUAUAGAAUAUGCCGAGAAUAUAAAGGAAUUGAGAGACACACUGAAGAAAGUUUCAAAAAUCAAAGCCAUCCACAGAGUCAACCCUAAAAUAUCGGUAUCCAAUGUGGAAUUAGCAAUAGAUAAGAUUAUCGAACAAUUUUUCAAAAACAAUCCCACUGUCUUCAACCAGGAAGUUGAAGCCUCAGUUAGAGCUUUGUCUGACAAAAAUGACUUUUUUGGACACUUUUUGGGUGAAAAUGAAAUUUUUAUGAAUAUGUUAGAUCUAGCUAUCACCCAAUCUCAAGCUUAUGACGAUUGUGAAAUUAUGAUGCAACUGGCAUUCGAAAAUAACACUUUGAACAGUGGCAUAACGUCGCAUUAUUCAAGUUUCUGUAAAACAAUUCUGGAGCUUUGUAAAGAAAUAGGUAUCAAGAAGAAUAUACCAGCAGGAAAAAUUUUACUGCAGCCCAAUCGCUUUGUAGAUAUAGACAAGUAUAAGAAGGAAGAAGAAUUCUACAAUAAUUUGGCAAUUAUUUACAAUGAACUGAUGACAGAUUUGAACUCGAAUGAAGCAGGAUAUUUCAACAGCAAACAUUCUAGUCACAAAUCAAUGCUUAAAUUGAACAAACUAUGUCUUGAUAACUCUGAAUUUUGUGCUGUCACUGAUAAUAUCAGAUAUUUGUCUAAACUGUAUAACUAUCUCAGAGCCUUCUCAAGGGUCCUUUACAUUGAACGAAAUAGCUCUGAAAUAAUCUCCAAGGGAAAAAACACUUCCUACUUUGAUCUGCUUUACUUCAACCGAUCAGAACUCAUAGGCAAACUAUUAUUCGAAGGAAGUCUGGAUCCCAGCGAGUUCGAAAAAUAUUUUGGAAAAUUGAAGCUAGACUAUCUGUAUCAUGUGGUAGGUAAUUGCUUCCCGACGAUAAACCUGCAUACGGACGAAAACGUUACAAAAGAAGAGCUGUAUCCAGAAAAUAGUCUGUACACACCUACAAAGAGCAUCAUCACGUACAUUCAGAAACGAAACUGGUUACUUGCAUUCGUUUUGAACGAAAUGUACAAAGUUGAAGGUGUGAAAAUCGACAUAAGUGAAGUACGCGUGAAAGUUUUUCUAAAUUAUUUGAAACUACGUGAAAUUGUUCAAUUGAAAGCAAUAUUCAACAACAACAUCAUUAUCACUGCACUGCAGAAUGAGAUAAACGCACAGACAGUUUCGGAUUAUGUCAAUUCACAAGUUCUAAAAGAGGGGACCGUUGGUUCAUACCAUUCUCAAUGUUCCAGCGAUAGCUUCGAGACUGGAGAAGAACUUUUGGAAGAUACGUAUAAAUCCACAAACUGGAAGAACAUAUAUGAGUUCUUGUUGUGCAUACCGGAAUGUCAAAUAAAAAAAAGCGUAGUUCUGGGCAAUUUGAUAGAUAUGGUUUUGGUGAACUUGAUACAAGACGGUUUAGAAGAUGAAUAUUUCAAAUAUGUUUUCUUCUUGAGGAACAGAAACUUGAGGAUCAAUAUUAUCUUGGAUAAUAUCAAGAAAUGGCCCGGACAAGUUUGCAUUGAGAUUAUACAGGCAGAGAUGACAAAAUUUGAAAGACUGCAAGAUGGAAAACUUAUAGAGCUGAAAAUGUGGCUUAUGCAAAUCAAUCUUUGUGAAAAAUUGAAAAAUAUAUUGGAUUUGGAGACAUGGUAUACAGCCUACAAAAUGUGUGAAUAUGAAAAAGACAAUAUUAUAUUAAAAUUAUUGACGAAUAAUGAGAUAAAUGUUUUACUGGAUUUCAUUGAAAUCCAUGCACCAAAUGAAGAACUACUGCGACAAGUCGACGAAGAACACAUCUCGAGAAUGUUCGAAAUAUCAGACUGCUACGAAUCCGUCAAACUCCUGUUGGACGCCCUACCUUUCAAUCACACUGUACACUGUUGCUAUAACUUACUGAAAAUUCUACGUCAAAUCGACCACUUGAAGUUCAUCACUGACUACUUGUUGAGGAACGUGAACGAUGAUUCGCUGAAAAAUGUCGAGGUCAGCCUAAAGAUGCUCUCUUCUUUCACACCGAACGAACAAGAACAGCUACUUUGCCUCAUUCAUGACCCCCUCAAUAUCAUAGAAAUACUCGUUAUGAAUACCAAACUGGAUAAGCUAGCCUCGGUGUUGAAUUUUCUGAAAAGCGAAAUAUCGCACACCGAGUUCAGCGAAGAAAGGCUCUCCGUGGAAAAAAUAGACGAGGUGCUCAGGAAAUACGCCGAGAAGAGCUUAGAUUUUCGCGUGAUAACUCAGCCUAACCCUAGGCUGUUGCGUACUCCUGAGCACAAACUGAUGCAGUCUUUGGACUCGUUGAAUUUCGGUUCGGACAGCAGAAGUUUCGUUAUGCCUGAAGAAGUGCCAUUGAAAGAGGACUGGGUGCCGAAUAAUGAGGUGCUCGAGUGUAUGUGUUGCCAGAAAACGGUGUUUUCGAUGUUCAAUAGACGACAUCACUGUCGGAGAUGCGGUAGAGUAGUCUGUUAUAAUUGUUCUCUCCAAAGGAUGCUGGUUCCCACAUACGGUGACAUUUUAGUUCGUGUAUGCUCUACUUGCUAUCACCAAACCAUGGGAGAAUCUACCAGCUCAGAUCUUAACGACACGAUAUCCACAAAAUCUAUAGCACACGACUAUUGGCUACUCACAGAUGACCCAGAACACAAUAAAAUACUACGAGAAGAAUUUUCCUAUGAGCAUGCACCCAGUGUGUCACUUUGUCUAUCUCUGAUGAAGUAUCAUUCAAAAACAGUCGAUUAUCCAAAGUUUCUUCUGGAUCAGUGCAAUGUGCUAUUGAAAUUAUUACAACCUAGUCAAGAACCUAUUCAAGAAAUUGACUAUCUACUCGUCAUCAAAAUGCUGAAAACACUGGCGAUGGCCGCAAAAAUGUCAUCUAUAGAAUGUACCUUGCACUAUGGAACUUCUCUAGCAGACCGUAUACUAUCUCAGGCCGAAUUGCUGAGUUUGUUGGCCGAAAGGGGGUGUCUCAGUCUGCUACCGAUGUCCAGUUCGUAUUCUCAAGGCCCCUAUAUUGAUGCUUCGAUAUUGAGGAGAUUGAGAGAUAGGCUGUUAGAAAGAGAACAGUGGAACUUGGCAUUAGAAGUGUCUACAAAAGCUGGAUUGGACAAUUCAGGAGUUUUCGCUGUGUGGGGCAAAAGCUGUCUAAAAGCCGGCAGUCUCAUACUAGCAAGGGAGAAAUUCCAAAGAUGCUUGGACAGGACAGGCCACUACGACAAUUUGUCCGACUAUAGCGUCCUCAGUGAUAGCAGCGAAAAUCUGAGCAGAUCCAGAAACAUGUCGAAAGUCUCGAACAUAAGUGCCUUGUCGGAAUCGAAACCUGCGAAAAACCCACCCUUGCUCACGGAAAUAAUCCACAUUCUGGAAUCGAACACCAGACCCAUCGAUCCGGAAGUCAUAAGAGAAACUGCUAAGCAAAAGUUGUCUAGCUCGACGAACACUUUGAACCAAAGUUUCAGUUCGUAUGUUCAAACAGAUUCGGCCGUAUCUAUAAUGAAUAAACUCAAGAACUUGAAGAACAUAUCGGCGGGCAAUUACUACCCAAAGGCGGAGCAGGAACCGGUGAAAUCGAAUGCCACUAAACCGCCUGUUCACAAGAUUUUCUACGAUGAGUGUAUUUACUAUCUGAGCAGAUAUGGCAGCCACACUGGGCUGCUCGAAUUUUACGUGAAACACGGAGAUAUAGACUUGGCGCUGAACUACAUAAUUGAUAAUCAGUUGGGAACGGAGGUUUUCAUCGACAUCUACAUGAGGUGUCUGAAAGAUGGUAUCAUUGGAAUUUUGCAUGAGCAUAUCUCUUUGAUUGAUUCAACUUUAGAGCUGUGGAAGGAAUAUCUCCGUAGCAUAUGUAGACAUUUGGAAAAACAGAAGCUACUACAUUCGCUGUACCAGCUACAACAAUUCAUGGGCGAUUAUAUCAGAGCUGCUAUGACUUGUAUACGAUUUUAUCAAGAAAACGCUGACACCUUCAAGGACCUAGUGAGUAACACGAACUUUUUGUUAACAGCCGAAGAGCAUCUCAAACAAGGUCUGGAACAGGAACAGUGGGUAGAAGUGGCGACAGUUCGAAAAUUGAGUAAUGCUUCUAAGGCUAGUUUUGAAGAAAAAGGUAUAAGUAACCCUUCAUUGGUGAUGAAAAUCAAUUCUAAAGACGUGAAUAAACAUAUGAAUACUAUUUGGAGACAGAAUGAGGUGGUCGAAUUUCUUGCAAAUUGUGAGAGGCAAGAUGUUAAGCCAAUACAAGUUCUAAAAGACAUAUUAAAACCACAAUAUAACCAAGCUGCAAAAUCUCCCGAUGAAAAAUCAAAAAUCCCUACAUUGUUUGGACCGACACAAGAAAAAGUACAACUAGCUGUACUAGUAAUAGUCUGUGGAAAACAGGUAGAAGAAGGAUUUGGAAUUGCCUUGAGAAUAAUCCAAGAUUUAUCUCUGAAACCGAUGAAAGUGUACUGCGAGGCAGGCAAACAGCUGGCGAAAGAAGAGCGAUACGGCGGCAUCGCGCAGCUGGUCAGCUGCAUCAAGCAGAGCGGCACCAGCGACGCCGCCGUCACCGAUAUGUGCGACGAGAUGCUGACGCUGGCAGUGGCCACGCUCACCAAGGCCAACUUCACCGGGACGAAGGUGGAAGAUCUGAUCAAACUGAUAUCUGAUAAAGCCAUCAAGAUAUCAGCCUACAUUGAGGCGAAACAACUCAAGACAGCUUACUUUCUUGCUGUCAAAUACAAAAGAAUAUCCGACAUUCGGAGGAUUAUGAGAGAGGCGGAGUUACUGAAUCAGCCUAGCAUCAAAGCACUCUGUCAAAAAGUUUUGCAAUCUCAUUCGCACACUCCUACACAUUCUAAAGAUUAAUAUGCUGCUGUCUCUAAUUUUGAGAUUCAAUUAAUUUCAUGUCAUUAUUUCAAGUACAAACUAUUAUAAUUAUUAUGAUAUAUUCCUCAGAAUUUGAACUAGGUUACCACAAAAAAGAUCGAGAUGGCUGUAGAAUGACUGAAAAUGAUCUGAUUAUGUGAAGUAUUGCACUAAAUUCAAUCAACAUUCAUCCACACAAGAUGAAAAGAAUGGAAUGUUAUAUGGAAUAUGUCUCACAUAAAAUUUUGAGCAAUGUUAUUAACUAUUGCAAUUGAUAAUAAAGUGAUUCUAAUGAUUUCUAAAGAUAUUACCAAGAUGCAUGAUCUAAUGCUGAUUUCUGUAUUUUUUCACCAAGUAUCUGCUAAAUCUGAAUCCUGAGAAAUUGCAACAUGUUACAAAAUUGUUUCACUGGAAAUUAUUACUAAGCUAUGCAGUUGCGUUCAUGCCAUGUUUCAACAUAUCAGAUGCCUACCUAUAUUAUACUGUUCAAGUUCUGGACCAUGACACAAUUUACUAUAGUUCUAUCUACCUUAUUGGCUUCAACUUAGGCUGUGAUGUCUCUCUUCCUAUUACCUAAGAAAAAUAUAUUUUUGCGUUAUGUAAGUUUAUAUGAUGAAAGUUUUAGAAUAAUUAUGAUGUAAUAAAUAAUUGUUUUAUU
Molecule: messenger RNA, 6845 nt
Organism: Phaedon cochleariae (mustard beetle)
Lineage: Eukaryota; Metazoa; Arthropoda; Insecta; Coleoptera; Chrysomelidae
Source: the annotation of a GenBank genome assembly